This is a messenger RNA of Tricharina praecox, 1275 nucleotides long. RefSeq lists its product as uncharacterized. The transcript is spliced from 9 exons. Bases 1 to 1275 code for a protein of 424 amino acids. Gene Ontology annotation, cellular component: nucleus; cytoplasm. The record is from RefSeq and is a predicted model, not a curated record. Lineage: Eukaryota; Fungi; Ascomycota; Pezizomycetes; Pezizales; Pyronemataceae. Gene Ontology annotation, molecular function: mRNA binding.
AUGAUGCAGAGUCUUCGUGAUAGCUCUCAGCAGGACCGUCGGGUCUACGUCGGAAAUCUCUCUUACGAUGUCAAGUGGCAUCACCUCAAGGACUUUAUGAGACAGGCCGGAGAAGUCCUCUUCGCCGACGUCUUGUUACUGCCGAAUGGAAUGUCGAAGGUGGGGUCUACGAACGAUGCUGGGGAUGCGGGCAUGAUUGUGGAAUAUGCCACAAGGGAUCAAGCUCAGACUGCCGUUAACACCCUUAGCAAUCAAAGCCUGAUGGGCCGGCUCGUCUACGUCCGUGAGGACCGCGAGGCCGAGCCACGUUUCAACGGUCAGCCCAACGCCCGUGCGCCUUACGGUGCUCCCGGCGGAGGACCCGGCUUCGGUGCUGGUUACGGAGGCCCCCCUGGCGGAGGCAUGGGCGGAGGCAUGGGCGGGGGCAUGGGCGGAGGCGUUGGAGGCCGUCAGAUUUACGUCUCCAACCUUCCCUACACUGUCGGGUGGCAGGAUCUUAAGGAUCUCUUCCGCCAAGCCGGUGCUGUCGUCCGUGCCGAUGUUCACAUCGGUCCCGACGGUCGUCCCAAGGGUAGCGGUGUCGUUGCCUUCGAAACCCCCGAGGACGCACGUAAUGCUAUCGCCCAGUUCAACGGGCACGAAUGGCAGGGUCGUCAGUUGGAGGUGAGGGAGGACCGCUUUGCCGGUGCUGGCGGAGGUGGCGGAGGAGGUUUUGGUGGAAACAUGGGCGGAGGACGUGGUGGAUUUCCCGGCGGAGGUCGUGGCGGCGGAGGUUUCGGCGGAGGUUUCGGAGUUCCUCGUGCUGGAGGCUUCGGCGGAGGUCGCGGUGGCUUCGGUGGCUAUGGCGGCGGAGGUGGAGGCUUCGGUGGUGCUCGUCCUGGUGGUUUCGCAGGCCCUACCGACUACAGUGCUCCCACACAAUCGGUACCCCCGAACGACUUUACGGAUCAUGCCAGCAGUGGAGGAGAUAGAUCCAACACUAUCUACGUCCGCAACCUUCCCUGGUCUACCAGCAACGAGGACCUGGUCGAGCUGUUCAACACCAUCGGAAAGGUUGAGCGUGCCGAGAUUCAGUACGAACCGAGUGGCCGAUCCAGAGGAACCGGUGUCGUACAGUUCGAUACGGCCGAAAAUGCGGAGAUCGCUAUUACGAAAUUCACCGGAUACCUUUACGGCGGGCGUCCUCUCGGCCUUAGCUUCGUCCGGUACACCAGCUACGGCGGAGAUCCGAUGGAGGGCGCCGAGCAGUCCGUUCCCGACCACCAGAUGGGCUAG